AUGCGGUCCACUCGCGAACGAUAUGAGGAGCGAGACGAAAACAAAAGGGCGCAAAUGAUGUCUGACGGGGGCAGUGUGGAGGAAACACCUUCCACCUCGGGGCUGCUCGUCCCGCCCUCUCUCGCAGCUGUGCUGCGCCCACAUCAGAUUGACGCAUUGCAUUUUUUGUGGAGGAAACUUGUGGAAGAGGGCAUACAACGCGUAAUACAAGCGAGCCCGUUGGCGCCGUUGCCGGAGCGGGUACGUCUCUACCAGGAGGUUUUUGGCUGCAUCGUUGGCCACUCGAUGGGCCUCGGCAAGACCGUCACUAUUUUGAGCUUUCUUAUGCUGCUCCAGCAACAUUACACUGUCAGCAGCAGGUCUGCACCGGCGUUACGUGCCAUUGUGCUGACCCCUCGAAGUUGCACGUAUCAUUGGCAGUGCACCGCGAAAGAGUGGAUGCUCCCUGCGCUGUUCAACGAUACGCUUCUCCCCAUUUACGUGCCACUGGGCUCCCGCGGGACUGAGGCGAUGGUUCUGGAUUUCUACCGCAAGGGCGGCAUUCUUUUUCUGGGCUAUGAAGAGUACCAGAAACUUCUUCGAUGGGCGAAGGAGACCGCAACAAAGUCACAAGGUUACACACGCGUUAAAUCGGUGUUUGACUAUUUUCGUCCACCGCUGCCUCUGAGUGGCAAACUGUCCCUGCUGGAGGUGCUGGAAAGCCCGGACGUGGUGAUUCUUGACGAGUCGCACCGGCUUAAACGGGUAAACUCAAAACUUGUGGGGGAGCUAAUGGAACACCUGCGGGGGGUGCAGCUGCGGGUGGCGCUCACAGGGACUCCGCUGCAGAAUCACUUGGAGGAAUAUAACGUCAUGUAUUCUGUCGUGACGGGGACUAUGAUGCAGUCGGGGUCCUUUCGUCGCCUUUUCACAAUUCCCAUCGAGCGAGGGCAGUGCGUGGACUCAACGUUUCAGCAGUUUCUGGAGAUGCAGAAGUGUGUUGCGUCUUUGCGUCGAUUCUUUGCGAAAACCAUGCAUCACUGCGGGCCGGAAGUUCUUGAGCAGGAGCUCCCACCACGGCGGGAGUACGUCAUACUUGUUGGGCUGUCGCCGACUCAGGAAGCGGCGUAUCGUGCCAUGCUGAAGCAUUACAUCAAGGAAGAAAAAACCCGCAUAAUCCUCCCGCUUCAUCACGAGGCCUCUCACGUCUGUUUUCAUCCUUCAUUGACCUCGAAGCGGUUGCGGGAGGCGACACACUCGUUUCGUGAAAGAGUUGUCUCCCAUUUGUCGCUGAACAACGACGUGGAUGACUGCAAAAAUAAUGGAGGACGGAGAAGUUUUUCCUUGACGUCAUCGGAUGAAGUCUCCUCACACGAUUUCAAUGACGCCGACAUUGAUUUGACCUUGGAGCACUUCAACGUGGCGGAGUCCCCGAAGCUUCUAUUGACUGUUUCGCUUGUGUGGCACAUAAUCGAGGAGUUACACGAGAAGGUGGUACUUUUUUCCACAUACAGGAGCCAUUUAUUUCUUUUGAAGCAACUGCUACGAAAACGAGGGCUGCUGGCGGACGUGAUGCAUGGAGGACUAGAUGUAAAGGACCGUCAGCGCAUCAUCGAACGUUUUACAGAAGACGCAUCUAUUUCGGUUCUGUUGUGCUCUACAAAGGCCAGUGGUGUGGGCAUUAAUUUAGUUGCGGCGAAUCACUGUAUUUUGUUUGAUGUCAGUUGGAAUCCAGCGGAUGAUACACAGGCAACAUACCGUCUUUACCGUUACGGCCAACAGCGGCCCGUGACAGUCUACCGAAUCGCGACCGACGGGACGUUCGAACAUGUUGUGUUCUUCUACGCUCUAAGCAAAACAUGGCUUCAUAAGAAGAUAGUCGACGUGGCAGACCCCACACGGUAUGAGCGCCACAUGAAGGAGAACUUCUUCAUUUACCCUUGUAGGGUGUCGAUUGACUUUGAGCGAAGCGGAAAUAGUGAGGAAAAACGCAGCCCACUUCCAAAUAAUGAUGCGGUACAGAAAAAUUGGCGAGAGUACGCCACUAGCCAUUGCCCAGCUCUGGCACUAACGGAACCGGACGGAACAUUUGCGUGGAUACGCUCCAUAUCUGAACAUUCCUUCUUGUUGCGUGACGAUACGGACGAGGUGAUUCGGGAAAUGGGAAAGCGGUUCGAAACUCAGAAGCAGGGACUUAAUUUGCCAAUUGUCAUGGAGACCACGCAGAACGAGGAUCGACUUUUAGAGGACGUGCACCAUUCAUUACUGGAGCGAUGCGAGGGGGCUUUACAUGACUGUCUCUGCGACGGCGCAGCCCGCUUGCUGAGCACACUGCAGCGGCAGUCUGAUGCCUUUGUGGAAGAUAAAGCGAUGGACUCAGUCGAAAGUGAGAAACUACUGUGCAGCCUAUUUGCGACUCUCGUUGGUGUUGACGAGCCGGCGGAGGGAUUAACAGAGAUUUUUGCCGUGUUAUUUCACCGUGGCGUGGAGGAGGUGAUGCGGACUGUAUUGAGUAGACCAUCAUACACCAAUUUACGUGCGGCCUUUAGUAGCAGGCUGGUCGGCGGCAAUUUGGCAAAAGACUCACUUUUGGACUCGCUGCGCUUUCGCCCUUACACUCUUUUCUCUCGCAUGAAGCCUGUGGAGGCCACAUACGUCUUGACAGAGAUGGGGUUUGUCAGACCGUUUGUGCCACACUGCAUUCUUAUUGGUGUGUCUCUGGCGUUUCACGGGGUCAGGGGACCGAGGGGAGCGCUGCAGGCGUUGUGCCGCAUAUUUGCCUCUUCAGACGGCCGUGACGAUGACGAGAAAACAACCGAGAGUCUGGCAGUGGAGGCAGAGAAGGCUGUGACACGCUGCAUCGAGGGGAUAUGGCCGCCGUGUGAGGGGAUGACAAUUCCAGAGGCCCCUGCCGAUCUGGAGGUGAGGCGCUGUCUCACGGAGAGGGCAUACCGAACCGCAAGGGAGCGGACAAGUGGAUUUUUCUCCCUGAAGGAGGCGGCAAAGUAUCUCGGUCUUCGUGCCGUCCAUGGGCGACGCGACUUGUACCACUGCAAACGCUGCUCGGAUGGUCUGUUGGAUCGCACGCCGCCGGACGCUGUACUGAGGUGCGGGCGCUGCCACUACAAUGCGGAGUUUGAUUUGCAAACAUGCGUUGACACUCGUCACGCAUGUGCUCUCUAUCAGUUGUCCGUGCUUUUCGGACUCCUUGACGCCUUUUCCGUCUCGCGUAGUUUCACGACGGCGUUUGUCCCGAGUGCAUGUCGUGAUGUCCUUCAAGUCCUUCGGCAGCUGCGGCACUCGCAUACGGUGGAAAUGUCGAAUAACUUUGUUUCCGACGCGGUAAGCAUGGGGAUCGACGUGCUUAUAUCGGGCCUCCCGGAGAAGACGGUUUCUCUGUUGUGCCUGCAGUGCGGCGUGACGGAUAUGACGGCUUUGAAGAGUUUCUUGGUGGCGGAUUCGAGUCGUGUGUGGUCGGCAGUGCUACGGAGUCAUGUUCGGCAGUUGGUGAUGGAUUGGUUCAAGGCAACGACGGCGAUGGGCCCCAAGGCACAGGCGAUGGCAAUGCCCGAGAUGACAGUGGUGCUCGCGUUGCAGUCUCUCGCGAGGAAAUAUGGCGGUGGCGGUGCAUAUGCCAAGGACCUCCUCUUGGGCUCCACGCAAGGCCAAGAGGCGUUGAAGUUGCGCUUCAUCUGCGAUGGGCUUGUGAAACUCAUUUAUGCCGAGCGGCUUCUGGCGAACCCACUCACUCGGGCAACCCUUGAUGCCUUCAUGGAGUACGCGACCCCCAGCGAAAGCAGUGACGGCAGCGGGAGUGAAAAUAGCGGCCAUAACAGCAGCGGAGGUAGAAGAAGCAGAAGAAGCAGCACCCGCGGAAGACGCAGGGGGGAAUUUGAGAGUUGUAGUAACGCAUCGUGUUCAUCAAAUUCUUUGAGUAUUGCUUCUGUUUCCCGUCGUGUUUGUGCGAGGAAGCGACGGCGGCAUACAUCACAAUCAUCCUCUUCUUAUUCCAAUGCCUCUGUCGCAUCGUCGUCAUUCAGCUCGUGCUACUCCGAUGAUGAUGACGGUGAAAAAACGGCUUCAGACUCGAAGAGUGUAGCUGAGCGUGCCCGUCGGGAACUGAUAGAAUCUGAGGAGGUGCUGCGUCUGCGGUCGGUGCAGUAUUGGGCGGCUUACUGUGAGGUGUAUGGCACGUGUAGCAUAGAGUCACUGACAGUCAUGGUGGAGGAUGAAGAGAAUGGAAUGACUAUUCUGCCGCCUCCCCCGAACAGCUUCUGGGUGAGUGAGAUGAAGCGGGUAACACGAGAGGGCAUGCGACUGGAUAGCGUGGUGAACGAGUUUCUUGCAAAGAUCAUGACGUUGAGUACGGCAAUGCGCGUUAUCAAGUAA
Messenger RNA from Trypanosoma cruzi, 4368 nucleotides. RefSeq lists its product as uncharacterized. Bases 1 to 4368 code for a protein of 1455 amino acids. Lineage: Eukaryota; Euglenozoa; Kinetoplastea; Trypanosomatida; Trypanosomatidae. Gene Ontology annotation, cellular component: nucleus. Gene Ontology annotation, molecular function: ATP-dependent chromatin remodeler activity; ATP binding; ATP hydrolysis activity. The transcript has a single exon. The record is from RefSeq and is a predicted model, not a curated record.